Molecule: messenger RNA, 1405 nt
Organism: Phymastichus coffea
Lineage: Eukaryota; Metazoa; Arthropoda; Insecta; Hymenoptera; Eulophidae
Exons: 6
Coding region: 172-1125 (317 amino acids)
Source: RefSeq, a predicted model, not a curated record
GCUCCGGGCUACGCGAUACAUGCCCCGCGAUCGAUCGCAGCGGAUUCGCGGCUGGAGAGGGCGAGAAAGAGAUUAAAGUGGCGCGGGAAAAUCGAGUUUCACAGCCGAUUGAAAGUCCCCCGCUCCUCGGUCGGCGCGCCAUGUGAAGUCCUCAGUCUGUCGCGAGCCACCAUGACGGAGAUCCGGCAAGGCGCCAAGUCGCCGGAGCUGCUGCGCGACGAGCUCGCGAUCGUCCUCGGCAAGGUCGGCGAUCUGAAGCUCGCCUCCAGAGCCGCGAAGCUGUCCUGCCUGUACUUGAAGCUGAAGCGCAGUCCGCUCGCGGUCAGGCUCAAGAGGAAGGCGUCGCUCGGCCUGGCGGUUUUGGCUCUGGCGUGCGCGCUGCGCUGGGCGAGGACCUAUUACGAGAACGUCAGAUUCGACAGAUGCCUGCUGGAUGUGCCGUCGUUUGCCAGGCAGGUCUUCCGCCCGGCCGAGGACUGCUCGAUUUGCCAGGACGUUCAACAGGUCGAGAAGAUUGCCAGGAUCGAUGCGGAAUUGUUCGAGGAACGCUACGCGUACUCGGGCCGGCCGGUGGUGAUAACCGACGCAGCAGCCGACUGGACGGCCAUGGAGCAGUUCUCGUUCGCGUUCUUGAAGCAGCUGUACGAGGGUCGCGAGGCCGACUGCCAGUUCUUCCCCUACGAGACCGAGUUCCGCAGCUUGCGGGACGUCUUCAACAUGAGCGCCGGUCGUGCGCUGUUACGGGCUGGCACCAGGCCUUGGUACGUCGGAUGGAGCAACUGCGACGAGACGAUAGGGGCGAUUCUCCGGCAGCACUAUCGACGGCCCUAUUUCCUGCCGGACACCGCCGAGAGCGAGAAAACCGACUGGCUGUUCAUGGGCAGUCCCGGCUACGGCGCGCCCAUGCACGUCGACGACGUGGAGUAUCCGUCGUGGCAGGCGCAGAUUCGCGGCCGCAAGAGAUGGAUCCUCGAGCCGCCGCGCGAGUGCCACUACGUCUGCAGACGACUCGAGGUGACCGUCGAUCCUGGAGAAAUCCUCGUGUUGGAUACGAACAAGUGGUACCACCAGACGACGAUCGUCUCCGAGGACAUCAGCAUAACCAUCGGGGCGGAGUACGAUUGAUUUGACCCCUUCCGCUUACGCCGAAGCACCUGUCUCCAUUGGUCUGCUAAUCGUUGGGCAACUUUCAAAGUUUAGCGCUCUGUGGAUUCUACGUGAAAUAGAUGUUCGAUCUUGACGUCGACUAUCGAAGAUGUCGCCGCUGUUGCCAAAAAAAGAGCUUCAUCACUAUGGAAGAUACUCCAAUUUCUUUUUAAUUUCAAGUAGCUGUGACUGUUUAUUUGCUUAAUAAGGGUGAAACGAAUAUUGUAGAUUACUUUGAAACUUUAAUAAAAACGGAUCG